Messenger RNA from Rhinolophus ferrumequinum (greater horseshoe bat), 333 nucleotides. Its product is annotated as 60S ribosomal protein L35a-like. Lineage: Eukaryota; Metazoa; Chordata; Mammalia; Chiroptera; Rhinolophidae. The transcript has a single exon. Gene Ontology annotation, cellular component: ribosome; cytosolic large ribosomal subunit. The record is from RefSeq and is a predicted model, not a curated record. Bases 1 to 333 code for a protein of 110 amino acids. Gene Ontology annotation, biological process: ribosomal large subunit biogenesis; cytoplasmic translation. Gene Ontology annotation, molecular function: structural constituent of ribosome.
AUGUCUGGAAGGCUAUGGCAUAAAGCUAUUUUUGCUGGCUAUAAGCGGGGUCUCUGGAACCAGAGAGCACACACAGCUCUUCUUAAAAUUGAAGGUAUUUAUGCUCGAGAUGAAACUGUAUUCUAUCUGGGCAAAAGAUAUGCAUAUGUGUACAAGGCAAAGAAUAACACAGUGACUCCUGGUGGCAAACCGAACAAAGCCAGAGUAAUCUGGGGAAAGGUAACUCGUGCUCAUGUAAACAGUGGCAUGGUUCGUGCCAAAUUCCAAAGCAACAUUCCUGCUAAAGCCAUAGAACACAGAAUCCAUGUUAUGCUGUACGCCUCAAGGAUUUAA